This is a messenger RNA of Micromonas pusilla CCMP1545, 660 nucleotides long. RefSeq lists its product as uncharacterized. Lineage: Eukaryota; Viridiplantae; Chlorophyta; Mamiellophyceae; Mamiellales; Mamiellaceae. The coding region runs from base 1 to 660 and encodes 219 amino acids. Gene Ontology annotation, molecular function: catalytic activity. The record is from RefSeq and is a predicted model, not a curated record. The transcript has a single exon.
AUGCACCGCCUCCUCGCGAGGACGAUGAUGACGACGACAUCGAGAGUCACCGCCGCGGCCGCCGUCGCGUCGUCGUCGUCGUCGUCGUCGACGCGGACGACCCCGCGCGCGACGAUCGCGGGGAACGGCACCCGCCACCGUCGUUCGUCGACCCAUGGUCACCGUCAUCAUCGACGUCGGUCGCCCUCGCCGGCGCUUCGUCCUCGCGGCUCGAGCUCGCGGCUCGCCUCCUCCUCCUCCUCCUCCUCCUCCUCCUCCUCGGACGUCGUCGAACCCGGCCCGCCGCCGCCGAUCGCGCUCGUCUCCUUCACCCGCGGCGGAUCCGCGUCCGGCGCGUCGUCCGCGGUCGAGGUCGGACUCGUCGAGAACGGCGCGUGGAUCUGGCCCAUCCCGCGCGACGCCUACGGCGUCUCCGAGCGCGGCUGCGGCAUGCAAGCGCUCGUCGCGGCGUGGCACGCCAUGGACGCGAGCGCGAAAUCCCCCGCCGCGGUCCUCGAGCGCGAGCGACGCGGCGAUCCGAUCCCUCUGAGCGCCGCGACGCUCCUCGCGCCGUUGCCGAGCCCGCCGAGCGUGAUCUGCGUCGGGAAAAACUACAUGGGCGCGUCGUCCUCGCACUGGUCCUCAUACGACCGCGUUGGCGUGGUGAACGCCGUUCCUUAA